AUGGCAGAGAAUGCUCCAGUAACCAGCAGCGGUAGUAAAGUUACGUUUAAAAUUACGCUCACCAGUGAUCCUAAGCUCCCAUUCAAAGUCCUUUCGGUACCUGAAUCAACGCCAUUCACUGCUGUGUUGAAGUUUGCUGCUGAAGAAUUCAAGGUACCAGCAGCAACUUCUGCUAUUAUAACCAAUGAUGGGAUAGGCAAGAACAACAUGCAGUUGAGCGCAGGACAGAAGCAUUUCAUCGGUAAAGCUGUGGAUGUAUCAACAUUUGCCAUCCAAUGGGGUUUUGUUCCAUUCGUUGUAUAUCUCGGAUUCAGAAAAGGUCCGGAACCACUUCCUAACGGACAGGUUGUUCCUUUUACGCUACUCAGCUUGUUAUGGGGCUAG
Messenger RNA from Necator americanus (New World hookworm), 384 nucleotides. RefSeq lists its product as uncharacterized. Gene Ontology annotation, biological process: protein K69-linked ufmylation; protein import into mitochondrial matrix. The record is from RefSeq and is a predicted model, not a curated record. Bases 1 to 384 code for a protein of 127 amino acids. The transcript is spliced from 5 exons. Lineage: Eukaryota; Metazoa; Nematoda; Chromadorea; Rhabditida; Ancylostomatidae. Gene Ontology annotation, cellular component: nucleus; cytoplasm; mitochondrial outer membrane translocase complex.